Molecule: messenger RNA, 1393 nt
Organism: Jaculus jaculus (lesser Egyptian jerboa)
Lineage: Eukaryota; Metazoa; Chordata; Mammalia; Rodentia; Dipodidae
Product: isopentenyl-diphosphate Delta-isomerase 1
Exons: 6
Coding region: 228-1133 (301 amino acids)
Biological process (GO): isoprenoid biosynthetic process; isopentenyl diphosphate biosynthetic process
Cellular component (GO): cytoplasm
Molecular function (GO): isopentenyl-diphosphate delta-isomerase activity
Source: RefSeq, a predicted model, not a curated record
UCAUCCAGGCCGCCUCCCUCUUUCUUUUGAGAGGCUUCUUAAGGAAGAAGGGCGUGCUGAUAUCGUCAGCCUCCCUCCCGGGACCAUUAGGACGCGGGCUCGCGACGCAAUGUCCCAAUCACGCCUCGCAGCCUGCAGCACGUCUUCCCGAGAGUCGCGGGCCAGGAAGGUGGUGCCACCGCGCGACCGUGACGUCAGGCACACGCCGGCGACGAUUGGCCGAGAGCAUGUGGCGCGGACGGGCGCUCGUGCGGAUGGUUGGACGGGCGGCCGGGGGGCGGGCCCAGGGGACGGGGCUCGCCGCGGUCCACGCUCAAGUGUGGAGCGCUCCCCAGCCCGCCUGCGUCUCGCGCCGGACGUGCGGUAUUGUAGGACAGAUCAGACAUUUUGUCACAAUGCCUGAAAUAAAUACCAACCAUCUUGAUGAGCAACAAGUUCAACUUCUGGCAGAGAUGUGUAUACUUAUUGAUGAAAAUGACAAUAAAAUUGGGGCUGACACCAAGAAGAAUUGUCAUCUAAAUGAAAACAUUGACAAAGGAUUAUUACAUCGAGCUUUUAGCGUCUUUUUAUUUAACACUGAAAAUAAGCUUUUGCUACAGCAGAGAUCAGAUGCUAAAAUUACCUUUCCAGGUUGUUUUACCAACAGUUGCUGUAGUCAUCCAUUAAGUAAUCCAGGCGAGCUUGAAGAAAACAAUGCCAUUGGCAUAAGACGAGCAGCACAGAGGCGUUUAAAAGCUGAACUGGGAAUACCCUUGGAAGAGCCUCCAGAGUGCUGGGAUUAUAGAAGCAAACCAUCAUACUUGGCUCUGGCCCUGGUUCAUCCAGAUGACAUGAAGUACUUAACGCGAAUUUACUAUAAGGCACAAUCAGAUGGUAUCUGGGGUGAACAUGAAAUUGAUUAUAUUUUAUUUUUGAGGAAGAAUGUAACCUUGAAUCCAGAUCCCAAUGAGAUCAAAAGCUAUUGUUAUGUGUCAAAGGAAGAACUGAAAGAAAUUAUGAAAAAAGCAGCCAAUGGUGAAAUUAAGUUAACUCCAUGGUUUAAAAUUAUUGUAGAUACUUUUCUCUUUAAAUGGUGGGAUAACUUGAACCAUUUAAAUCAGUUUGUUGACCAUGAGAAAAUACAUAGGAUGUGAGUGCAUAAGUGAAUGAUUACUGAACAAUUUCUUUACCUAGUAAGAAUGGGAGAAUGGGAUUUUUUUUUUUUUUUUAAAUUGGGCUCCCUCUUAUGAUACAGAUACUUUUCAGUGAGAAUUUGUGUGGGUGAGAAAAGAAAACAACUGACUUACAAUUUUGUACUAACUCUUACAUGUGCUCUGCUGUUUGUACAACAUUUAUGCGAGGCUAUUGUAAAAUGGAUACAGCAAAUAAAACAAUUUAAACAGUAGAAAAUUAA